Messenger RNA from Cornus florida, 9395 nucleotides. RefSeq names its product histone-lysine N-methyltransferase ATX2. Gene Ontology annotation, biological process: regulation of transcription by RNA polymerase II. Gene Ontology annotation, cellular component: chromatin; nucleus. The transcript has 25 exons. Gene Ontology annotation, molecular function: protein binding. Lineage: Eukaryota; Viridiplantae; Streptophyta; Magnoliopsida; Cornales; Cornaceae. The record is from RefSeq and is a predicted model, not a curated record. The coding region runs from base 445 to 3783 and encodes 1112 amino acids.
UAUAAAUUAUAAAUUAAUGGAAGUUGUUGAUUUUCAAUUUAAAUCUAACUUCACCCCCUCAAAAAUAAAAUAAAAUAAAAAAAACAGAGAAAGGAAUUGCAUCGGAGUUCAUGCAGGUGAUAUUUUCAGCUCUCUAAAUGCUAUGUAUUAAUUUAUACGUGUCCACAUGAGCGAGUACAAAAAUGCUAAUGUUCCGGUCUCAGUUCGCCACGGCGGGAAACAGAUUAUUUCGGAGGAAAAACCUCCCUCCAAAAUCUGAUGUCCUUUUCCCAUUGAAAACCCUAAAUUAUUCACAUUGUUAACAAAAUCCUAAAACCCCCAAAAUCUCUCCAACACAUUGAGGGAUAGAGAGAGCUCUUUCUCUUUCUUUCCCAUCUCUCUCUCUAAAUAUAUAAUCUAUACCUCUAUCUAUAUAUAUAGAAACUUCCCCUAAUUCUCAAAUCCAUGGCAUUUAUUUCCAAUGACUUCACUCACAAUAACAAUAAAGACGAACACAAACACCGACAACUACAGAACGGGCACGAAGAGGACGUCGAGAAGGGCACUCCGUUGCGGUACGUCCCGCUCUGCGACGUGUACUCGGCCACAUCUCCAUGCGUCAGCGCCAGUGGAGCCUCCAACGUCAUGUCCAAGAAGGUCAAAGCCCGAAAGCUCCUCGUUGUCGACCAUUUCGACGGUCCUGAUGACGAUGACGGUGAUCUCAAGGCACCGCCGCCGUGCUCAUCGUCUCAAAAGAAACCACCCCUCCUUCACUUUUACUCUCGCCGUCGCAAGAAGCCUCGGCAUUCUCUCCAAAACCCCUCGUUUUUUGAUUCCUCUGUGUCGACUCAAGUUGUAGUGAAGUCGGAAAGCAUUGAGAUGGAAGAAAGUGAAGAUGAGGUCAGGAGAUUAAUGAAAAAGAAGAGGACGUUUGGGAGCUCUGAGUUGAUCAAAUUGGGUGUUGAUUCAAGCGUGUUGCAACAGAGUGACACGCCUCGGUUGAGAAAAACCCUAAACCGUGACCAUAAUGCAAACAGUAAUAUUAGGCGACGAAGAAAGGGUAAUCUUUCAGAGAAUUGUCAAAACACUGAUAACUCCCAAAUGGUCAAUUCCAGGUCACUCAAGAGAUGGACUCGAUUGAGUUUAGAUGGCAUUGAUCCCAAGAUUUUCAUUGGAUUGCAAUGCAAGGUUUACUGGCCCUUGGAUGCUGUUUGGUAUUCUGGCCGUAUUGUUGGGUAUAAUCCGUUGACCGACCGGCACCAUGUUAAAUAUGAGGAUGGUGAUGAGGAAAAUUUGAUGUUAUCAAAUGAGGAAAUCACAUUUUACAUUUCUUGUGAGGAGAUGCAACAUCUGAAUCUGAUUUGCAAUACUAAAAGUUCAGAUACUGAUGGUCUUGAUUUUAGCGAGAUGGUUGUGUUGGCUGCAAGUUUUGAUGAUUGCCAUGAGCAUGGACAUGGCGAUAUCAUAUGGGCCAAACUCACUGGUCAUGCUAUGUGGCCAGCACUUGUCGUGGACGAAUCUCUCAUCGGUGACUGUAUAAGUUUGAAUAGAAAUUUAGGAGGAAAAUCGGUUACAGUGCAAUUUUUUGGUACACAUGAUUUUGCAAGGGUUAAUACAAAACAGGUUAUCUCAUUUCUUAGAGGACUUCUUUCUUCUUUCCACCUAAAGUGCAAGAAACCACAUUUCAUUCGAAGCUUGGAAGAAGCAAAAACGUAUCUUAGCGAACAGAGGCUUCCAAGCAGAAUGUCGAGGCUGCAAAAUGGUAUUGAGGCUGUUGAUAGUGGAAGUGCAAGUGAAGAGAAUGAAGGCAGUGCUGAUUCAGGUGAAGAAUAUGCAGGACAUGACGGGAUACAGAGGAAAUUGGAAGGCUUUAGAACUUGCCCAUUUGAGAUAGGCGAUUUGCAAGUAUUGAGCCUUGGGAAGAUUGUUAAGGACUCAGAUUAUUUCCACGAUGAGAGAUUCAUCUGGCCUGAAGGAUAUACUGCUUUCAGGAAGUUUGCUUCAAUAACAGAUCCAGGUGCAUUUUCCUUGUAUAAGAUGGAAGUGCUGAGAGAUGCUGACUUAAAGAUCCGGCCUCUGUUUAGAGUUACAGUGGAUAACGGAGAACAGUUUGAAGGAUUCACUCCAUCUGCUUGCUGGAAUAAAAUUUACAAAAGGAUAAGGAAGUCAAAAUGCAUUAUUUCUGACAGUUUUAGAGCUGAAGGUGGAAUAGAAAGGAUCUUUGGAUCUGGUCCUGAUAUGUUUGGUUUUUCUGAUCCUGAAGUUUCAAAACUUAUACAGGAAUUAUCAAAUUUCAAGCUUCCUUCAAAAUCCUCUAAGUUAACCUCUGCAAGAUAUCGAGACCUGCCUGUUGGUUACAGACCUGUUCGUGUCAAUUGGAAUGACCUGGAUAGGUGCAGUGUUUGCCACAUGGAUGAGGAGUACGAGAAUAAUCUGUUUCUGCAGUGUGAUAAAUGCAGAAUGAUGGUUCAUGCUAGAUGCUAUGGGGAAUUAGAGCCUGUUGAUGGGGUACUUUGGUUAUGCAACUUAUGUCGUCCAGGGGCUCCUGACUCUCCACCACCCUGCUGCCUUUGUCCAGUUACAGGAGGGGCUAUGAAGCCUACAACAGAUGGGCGCUGGGCUCAUCUUGCUUGUGCGAUAUGGAUACCAGAAACUUGCUUAUCUGAUGUCAAGAAAAUGGAGCCUAUUGAUGGGCUGAGCAGAAUCAAUAAGGACCGUUGGAAGCUUUUAUGUAGCAUUUGCGGUGUUGCUUAUGGGGCUUGCAUCCAGUGUUCAAACAAUACUUGUCGUGUAGCAUAUCACCCCCUUUGUGCACGUGCUGCUGGCUUUUGUGUUGAGCUUGAGGAUGAGGACAGACUACAUCUCAUUUCUUUUGAUGAGGAUGAGGAGGAUCAGUGCAUUCGUCUGCUUUCCUACUGCAAAAAGCAUAGGAAAUCAUCUAAUGAGCAUGCAGCCACUGAUGAACGGAUAGGAUGGAUUACCUGUCAAUAUUCAGACUAUGCACCUCCAUCUAACCCAUCCGGUUGUGCUCGCAGUGAGCCUUAUAAUUAUUUUGGGAGAAGAGGAAGGAAAGAACCUGAAGCUCUUGCUGCUGCUUCCUUGAAGCGCUUAUUUGUAGAGAACAGGCCGUACUUGGUUGGUGGAUACUGCCAACGUGCAUCGUUGGGCAACACAUUAUCUUCUAGUGUACUCUUUGGUUCUAAAUUCUCCUUUUCCCUUCAAAAGCUAAAAGCUUCUCAGCUUGAUGCUCCUAAGAGCAUACUUUCUAUGGGUGAGAAAUACAGACACAUGAGGGAGACCUUUAGAAAGAGACUAGCAUUUGGGAAAUCUGGAAUACAUGGAUUUGGCAUCUUUGCUAAGCACCCACACAGAGCAGGAGACAUGGUGAUUGAAUAUACUGGCGAACUUGUUAGACCCCCAAUAGCUGACCGACGAGAACACUUGAUAUACAAUUCGCUAGUGGGGGCUGGGACUUACAUGUUCCGAAUUGAUGAUGAGCAUGUCAUUGAUGCCACAAGGGCCGGAAGCAUUGCACAUUUGAUUAAUCACUCAUGUGAACCAAAUUGCUAUUCAAGAGUUAUAAGUGUCAAUGGCGAUGAGCAUAUAAUUAUAUUUGCCAAAAGAGAUAUUAAACAAUGGGAAGAACUGACCUAUGAUUACAGAUUUUUUUCAAUUGAUGAACAACUUUCAUGUUAUUGUGGCUUCCCAAGAUGCCGGGGUGUUGUUAAUGACAUAGAGGCAGAGGAACAAGUAGCAAAGCUAUAUGCACCACGCAGUGAAUUGAUUGAAUGGAGAGGAGAAUGAGAUAGAGGUUUUCCAUUGUUGAUAUAGGUCAUUGUGAGAUCCUUUCCUUCGGAGAAAAACUGUUCCUCACAACAAUCUGCUGCUUGUUGCCUGCUGUUUGGUCAUGGCAGAUGUGACUAGCACUCCAGUUCUUAUAAUUUUCUCCGAUUCUUUUCUUAAGGCGCCAAAAGUGGUUCCGCUUCUUUUUCUUAAGCUGAUUCCUCUUCUAAGCGUGAACAUAACAAAUCAAUAAAUGUGUUGUUUUUAACGUUAGCAAGAUUCUCAAUAUAGGAAGGUUCACUUUGUCUUCACAUUGAUGGUUGACAAUGUCAGGAAUGGUUAUGGAAAAAGCUACGAUGGGGGUGCUCUCAACGUGAGUAUGCAUUGAAUCUGUAAAUCACUGUAAAAAGUUGAGAAUGCUAUAAAUGAAAUAACUGCCAUUGUAUCUGCCCAAAAAAAAAAAAAAACUGCUAUUGUAAUUUAUAUAGUGUCAAUUUGGUACAAAUUCCAAUGGCGUAAUUUUUCGUGUUCCUAUAUCAUUUUCCACUUUAAUUGAUAAAUUGCUCAAAUAGAGGAUUAGCUCUUCACGUUUCGUGUUGAUCCUUCAUGUUGACAAUAAUCUAUUUGUGAUCAGCCUUAUUACCAUCCAAAGCUAGUCGUGUCCUACAUUUUGUUCCUUUUGUAGAAUUGUAAAAAUGGCUGGGCCAUUCCGACAAAAUGGAGGCGUGAGUUUGGCCCAGGCCCAUCAUGCUCUCUUGAUUUCUGUCCUGGCUGGAACGUCCUGAUCUGAAAAUUCAAAACAAUGUCAAGGUCCUUUUAUAUCUAUUUUGUUUUUAGAAGUAUUAUCUAAUGUUAGUAUAAUUUUGUCUAAUACGCCUUGGGAUGCAUGCUCAUUUGUUAUGUUUGGUUGGAAGGAACUAGGAAGGAUGGAAGAGAGGGGUAAAAGAAGCUUCCCUUGUUUGGUUGGAAGGAAGGGAAGAGAGGAAGGAAGCAAGGAGGGAAGCAUCCUUCCUAACCUGCCCAAAAUUGGGUGGAAGAGAGGAGGGAUAGACAGGAAAACUAAUCUAUAAAUAUAAAAUACCAUUUUUAGCUUUCAAUUAUCUUCAAAAUUAUAAAAACUCUCAUUCCCUUUCUUCCAAUUAAACAAAAUAAGGAGUCACAUUGUCCAUCCUUCCCAUUAUCCUUUCCAUCCAACCAAACAAAAUGUGAGGGAUACGACAUCCUUUCCCCUUUACUUCCAUCAAUUUUUCCAUCCCUCCUACAUUAGCUUGACUUCCCUUAUAAUUGGGCUGGGAUCAAAAUCACCGUAAAAGAAAGGGAAAAUUCUUUCUUAGUGCUACUCUUACACCUAAAAGACAAUAAAGUCCUAAAAAAAUUUAUUACGACAAACAACUCCUACUUUUGUAAUUUAUUUCCACCAAAGUUCAAAUUUUAUUUUAUUUUCCAAGAUUACCCUUAUUAUUAAAGUACCAAUCGUCUUCAAAGAUGCGAAUUGCAGCGUUUGGCAGGAUUGCAACGUUUGUUGCUUUCAUCGGAGAAUAAUCAAUCCAACAAGCUCCCCUCUUUUUUUGUGUAACUAUCCAACAAGCUCCCCUCCUUUUCACAGUCUUCCCAUUUUUUGUGCAACAAUCCAACAAGCUUCCGUCUUGGCUCUUAUGGUGUUCGAGUCUCUUUCUUCUCUUCCCGGCAACGUCAACUGGAUGAAGAACACCCUCAUUGGUGUAUUGUUGCUAUAUUGUUAUCCUUCACCCUCUCCGAGAACGGCAAUGCCCUGUCCAACUCGGCACCUCUGUCGAUGUUGACCGGAAAAUUCAAAACCACAAAGAAUGGUAAACUAGUGAUCGGUUCUUACCCUAAAACCAGCUUUCUUAUCUGAUGUCUUUGAGGAAUGUUUCACUCCCAAAUGAACAGAAAACGACGGGCUGUGCCCGAAAUUGACCUAACCACUUGGCCCAUAUCUCCUCGAGCACGCGGUGGGUGGCAGGAGAUGAUCGGACCGGCCAAAUUGAGAGGCUAAUGGUGGAAACAAUUGUUGUCCAAAGUCAAUGAAGACAAAAUGGGGUUUGAGUUGGGACAAGAGGGUCUUAAUUUGGGGUUGCAUUUGGUCCAAAGCAAAUCUUGAAGAGUUCAGAGGUCAAGGGUGCCAUGUCAGCGGUCUUGUGGAGGCCGGAUUGAGGGAUGAUUUUGGUGAUGGGAGUGAGGUGGAGGGUGUUCUUGAUCCGGUCUGGUCGACAUUUUUGCUUGAUUCUUGCCGGAUCGUCUCUGUUCGUUGGUCCCUUGUUAUUUUCUACACCUUCCUAUCCUUUACAGUACGUGUAACCUAUACUAGCGAUGCACCCAAACAUUAAUGAAAUUUACUUAACAAAAGCAAACCUUAAUAAUAUGGGUAAUCUUGUGGAAAAAAAUUAAAUUUGAACUUUGAUGGAAAUAAAUUGCAAAAGUAGGACUUAUUUGUCCUGAUAAAUUUUUUUAAGACUUGAUCGUCUUUUAGAUGUAAAAGUAGGACUUGGAAGGAAUUUUCACUACAAUAAAUUAUUGUUUAGUGUACUAUCCAUUCUUUGCCUAAAAAAUAUGUUGUUCUUUUCAAAUGACCUAAUUUUCAUCUUAAUUUACGUCAAAUAAAAUGUUAAAUAUUGUACCUUAUAAUUUUUAAUAAGCCAUUUUGCACUUCUCUUUUUAUAAAACCCUUUUAAGGUACAUUCAUAACUUAAGUUUUGGGCAUCUUUUUAUAUAGGGUAAAAUGUGUAGUAGUUUGUAAUUUAAAUUGAUUGGGGGUGGUGGUUUUUCAGUUUAUUGUGUUGUUACUUGUGAGUAAUGUUGUUUUCCUCUGGCAUCUUAAUGUGCAUUUUUUUUUUUUUGAUAAGUAAAAUUUAUUGAAAAGCGCUCGAAAGGGGAGCGAAACAAGGACAAACACGAGGCAAAAAAACGCCUCAAGCCUUUAAAGAGGCCAAAAAAACAACAAUCUCAUCCAAAGAACGAAAAUCUCUCCUAGAAACCCAACAAAAAAGGGUGGAAAUAAUAUAUAACUUAAGCAUAGAGAUAGGCUUCUCCUGUCCAUCGAAAUAUCUCCGACUUUUCUCAAGCCAAAUGCACCACCAAAUACAAAGAGGCGUAGCUCUCCAAGCGUCCCGAAUGAGAGCCCCCACAGAAAAUCCUCUCCAAGCCUCAAUCUAGAGGAUCGAGGCAUAACCCAUGGAAUUCCAAACAACCGAAGCAUCAAAUCCCAGCAACCCCUAGCCAUGUUGUAAUGAAGCAAAAGGUGAUCAACAGUCUCCUUAUCUCGCUGGCACAAAUAACAUUGAUUAACCACUACCUGAUUUCUCCUCCUCAAAUUAUCCUGGGUUAAAAUCCUACCCAAGACAGAGGUCCAAGCAAAGAAAACCACCUUGAGGGGAGCCUUGGAGCGCCAAAUAGACUUCCAAGGGAAAUAACCUCCAGAGCCAGCUGUAAGACACCUAAAGAAAGACCUCACCUCGAAGCAACCCUGAGGAUUAGGAUUCCAAAGCCAACAAUCAGAAUCCCUGGCUGUAAUUGUCUGGCGGUACAAUAAAUCCCAAAAAUGGGUGACCUCCUCAAUUUCCCAGUCGUGAAAAUGCUUCCUAAACAGAACAUCCCAAGUCAAUCUCCCGUUAUCAAGAUGAUAACAGUCAAUCACCAAGGCCUGCCUAUGGGAAGCAAUCCUGUAGAGCCGUGGGAAAGCGAGCGCAAGAGGAAGUUCCCCACACCAAAUAUCCUCCCAAAAUCUAAUCCUCCUACCAUCCCUGAUCCGAAAACGAACAUGUUUGCAAAAAUCAUCCCACCCCUUUCGAAUUCCAGUCCAAAAAUCAUCUUAAUGUGCAUUUUCUGAGGCCUCUUCAUUUAAGUUCAUGGAAUUUUCAGUUUAUUGUUGAAAAUUUACCUAAUUUGUUUUCUGUGGCUGUACUAGGUAUUAGGUAGUUGGGAAUCUAUGUCAUCUAAUCUGAAAAUUUUAUACUUUGUGCUUUACCAUAAGUUUUGCUUUCAUUUAGUCACACAGUAUCCAGAAGAAGAGAUGCAAUGUGGCCUAUUCAUGUGUCAAAUCGGUGAGCCUCAUGGUGAUGGUGACAUUUAGUUACACUGAGCUUCCUUAACUCGACUCAAUAAUGCAUUUUCUAAAUUAUUUGAGUCGGCUUCAGGAAUCUUAUUUUUUCAUUCCACUCUGAGGCCAUAGUCUAACUCAAAUGACAUCUUACCAUUUCUUUCCUUAUAUUUUUAGGAUUCAUGUUCAUAUUGGUCCUUCCAAAACUCUCAAACUAUUUAACACAACCCUCCUUUUUUUCAGACUUGGGACAAGUUCUGUAAAAAUAAGGCACUUGUAUUGUCAGGUAAUUAAAAAAAAAAAAAAAAAAAAAAAAAAAAAGAAGUAAAAAUAAAGCACUAAACAUGACAUAGGCGGAGUAAUAAUCAAUUCCCCCCUCCGAUGAUGGUGAAUACUGCUCAACGAUUUUUGUAGAUUUUAUUUAUUUAAAAUUUAAAAUGCCAAUUUUACCUUUGAUAUAGCUAUUUUAUUUUAAUUUCUAUUUCAAAAGUAUUAAAAGACAAAAUAAGUAAAUUAUCAAUAGGAAGUUUUUAACGAGGAAGGUCAAUGUAAUUUUUAAAGAAUGGGGAACACGUAAUUCAUCGAUUCCCAGGGAGGUCAGUGUAAUAACCUACUAAUUAAUGAUUUAUCCUUUCUUGCAUCAUUCAUUCAUAUUUUUUACUUUCUGCAAAAUUAAUGGUUGUAUCGAAUUAUAUAACUAAUAACUUAUUUUGGGAAUUCGAUCUAAAUUUCAAGCACACACAUGGUCAAAAAUGAAUGCGGAAAUUUACACUCACCUCCCCUGAGGUAUAGUAAUUAAAUGGGGAUCUCCUGUUGAUUCAAAAAUUAUACCACAUACCCUAUGAAAAAACAUUUUGUUGGACAACCUUUAGAGGGAGCGUGAUUUUGCCUCUUUGGCCUUGGUGGUUAAUAUAGGAUUUUAGUUAAAAAGAGUUAAUAAAGUGAGAAGACUUGGGAAAUCUAGUAUUUUAAAAUUUAAAUUAUUAAACAUAAACAAAUUCUGUCCUUCGACUAUUAAAUGUUAAUGUAGAAGAGGAAUGUAUUACAAAGUACUAAUUUCAGGGUUGGUCAGUAUAAUUUUUGAAACAAGGAAGACACCGUAUAAUUAUACUAUACUUCAUAAUUUACCAAAUAAAUAUUGUAAUUAUACUAUAAUUCAUAAUUUACCAAAUAAAUAUUGUUAAAGGACCUAGUUUCGUACCUAUUUUUUUCUACCUUGGCAAGAAACAUACACUCACACACCCACUUUACCCCUACGGGGAACUUUAAUUCCUGAAGUGUCUUCGUUUUGAUAACUAGGAGGGAACAGAAAUGAGAGGAUAGCAUUAUUUAUGAGAGAAAAUAAAAAAAAUGAGAGGGACACUGCUAACCUCUCCUUGUAUUUGGAUAACUUGUGAGAGAAAAGAAAGGAAAAGAAAAUGAUAACCUUUGACCAUGUUUGGGAGAGAUAGAGGAGAGAAAAAAAGAAAAAAAAGAGGAAUGCUUUGUUUUAUUUUGUUAAUGGUAAGGCAAAAACAGGAAUUCACUUUUUAUUAAAAAAAAAAAAAAAAAAAAAAGGGAACAAAACCGGUGAUUA